This is a messenger RNA of Westerdykella ornata, 2096 nucleotides long. Its product is annotated as PLC-like phosphodiesterase. Bases 136 to 1869 code for a protein of 577 amino acids. The transcript has a single exon. Gene Ontology annotation, biological process: phosphatidylinositol-mediated signaling; lipid metabolic process. NCBI's taxonomy places the organism in Eukaryota, Fungi, Ascomycota, Dothideomycetes, Pleosporales, Sporormiaceae. Gene Ontology annotation, molecular function: phosphatidylinositol-4,5-bisphosphate phospholipase C activity. The record is from RefSeq and is a predicted model, not a curated record.
AGAAAAAGCAAUAAACCCAACAAUGAACUCUAUACGGGACGUUCACUUUAACACAGCAUUACUGAAUCCGGCCUAGCGGCCCGCAAGUUACCCCUCUCCCUCCGACAAUGUCUCCCACCAUCACACAAAGCCACCAUGACGGACCUCAUCGCCGGCAUCUCCAAGCUCCAACCCUUCUCCAACAAGCAAAGAAGAGCCGAGGACGAGGACGACGUAGGCGACGUUAUCGACGCGAACACCGUUGCCGGAGGCGGACAUGCAUCUCGCCAGUCCGCAAUCACCAAGGACCAGCUGCGCGUCAGCAGAGCACUGAAAACGUUUCUGGCAGAAAAAGGUAUCUUCAGUGAAGACGAAGCGCAAGAGCUUCUAGCCUCAGAGCAACCUACGCGUGCAUUGCGCGAAUUCCUGAACAGAUCGCACAUCGUUGUCCCGCCCGAUGUCGUCGAUAGAAGCCAUCCGCUGCCAGACUACUAUAUCAGCUCCAGCCACAACACGUACUUGGUAGCUCACCAGCUCUAUGGUCAGUCGUGCACGAGUGCGUACGAGACUGCUCUGUAUACCGGUUCGCGAUGUGUGGAAAUCGACGCUUGGGAUGAUGACACCAACAGAGACGAGCCCAAGGUGACGCAUGGGUACACACUCGUGUCCAACAUCUCCUUCCGCUCCGUCUGUGAGACGAUUCGCGAUGUCAUCGAUAAAGAGGCUAGCGAGGGCAGCAACGCGGCACCCAUCAUGAUUUCCCUUGAAAACCACUGUGACGCCCACGGCCAGCUUCGCCUGGUCCACAUCAUGAAGGAAGUCUGGGGCGACCGGCUGCUCAGCAAAGACAUCCGCGACAAGGGCAAACGAGAGGAGGAGGGAAGCGGCGAGCAUGUCACUCUCGCCGAGCUGGGCAACAAGAUCGUCGUCAUUGUCGAAUACCAUUUACCCAACGAAGCAGACGACACCAGCGACAGCUCCUCUAGCUCGGACGACGAACAAGAGCGAGCCGCACACCAAGCCUACCGUGAAAAGAAAAAAACCACCAACGCCGGCCCCAUCAUCCCCCAACUCGCCGAACUAGGCGUCUACGCGCAAUCCGUCAAACCCCCAAACCCUUCCUGGUUCGAAAGCGUCCUGGAAAACGCGCCGCACCACCCACUCAUCAACGUCUCGGAGACGCAGCUCCUGACACACAUGCCUGCGCACAACGCAAAGAUCGCAAAACACAACGCCCAGCAUCUCAUGCGCGUGUAUCCCAAGGGCACGCGCAUCUCGUCGCGGAACCUCCGGCCCGUGCCCUUCUGGGCCGUCGGCGCCCAGAUCUGCGCGUUGAAUUGGCAGACGUUUGGCGCGAGCUCGCAGCUCAACGAGGCGCUGUUCAGCGGUUCGAAUGGCUAUAUUCUCAAACCCGCGGCCCUGCGACGCGGUGGGACGGGAGUGCUUACGGCGGGAAGGAGGAAGAGGCUCAGAUUGCACGUCGCUGGCGCCACGGAUAUACCUGUGCCUGCCGACCGCGACGACGAGAUCAAACCGUACGUAACAUGCACGCUCAUCCACCCAGACGAUCUGGAAUAUAAACCGCCGAAGCGGAAAACGAAGCCUUACAAGCCUCAUAAAUUGACGGGUUUCCUGCACGGGGAGAAUCCACCUUCUACAGACCCCAUGUGGGACGAGGUCCUCGAAUGGGAGUACGAUGACAAUGAGCUUGUUUUUCUGCGCCUGCUUAUAAAGAGCGAUGAUAGUUUCGCGAGUAACCCGACGCUGGCGGUCGCUGCGCUGAGGGUUAUGUAUGCGGCGCCCGGGUGGAGUUUUAUCAGGAUGUUGGACCUGGGUGGGCAUGAGACGAGGUGUAGUCUGCUUGUGAAGUUGGAGAUUGGGGAUGUGUGAGUUUUUGAUUUGAUGUUGAGACGCGUGGAUGUAGUGCCACGACCUUUUGAAUUCUCCCUGCGCGAGGUGGGAAUGGAUGCUUCACUCUUGAAGCAGCUCCAGGCAAGUUGAGGUAUUAACGGCCGCUUAAUAUCCACACAGUGUGUGUUCGCAUCCCAGAUCUUUAUAACCACUACUCCUCGAUAGGGCCUGCGCUCAAACAUAUCACAGUGCAAGUCAACCUAGCA